CUUCCUCUCAUGUGGUAUAUCUUUCUCCUCUGUCCUUGUUUCUCUACGGCAGUCCUAGUCUACUCCGUCCGGGAGGAGUUGCCAGUCGGCACCGUCAUAGGCAAUGUCUUUGAGGAUCUUCGACUCGAAAAUUCAGAAUCUAGCCAAUUAACAUAUGGAAUAUUCGAGAACUCUGCGGCAGGAGAUCUUUUUGAAAUCGACAAAACUGGAAAUUUGAUUACACUGGAAAGAAUCGACCGGGAAGGAGUUUGUUCAGGAUCUGCUGACGAAUGUUUUGUUUUUCUUAGAGUUCUCAUCGGUUUUUCGAAUGGCAGGACCAACAUUGCCGAUUUAAAGGUGAAGAUAACGGAUAUAAACGACAACAACCCGACUUUCGACCCUCCCUCCCUUACUGUUGAUGUCCUAGAGUCGUCUAAUAUUGGGGAAUUGAUCCCAAUCAAGUCCGCUGAGGAUCGUGACUCCAAAGAAUAUGGAAUCACGGAGUACAGAAUUCUGAACAAAUCAGAAAUUCCAUUUUCUCUGAAAAAGAGGGAAACUCAUUAUAUUUGGAGUUGUUGCAGAAACUUGACCGACAGUGGAGGGCAAGUGGGAGUGUUGAACGUGACGGUUAAUAUUUUGGACGAGAAUGACAAUGUCCCCACUUUUGUCCGCCAGAUUUUCACGUUUUAUGUUUCGGAAAACGCGCCUGUGGGGUAUGUCGUAGGCCGAGUCGAGGCCACGGACCCCGAUGAAGGAAUAAACGCACUCAUUCACUACAAAGUCGACUCUCGUGCCAACCCGAAAGUUGCAAAAUUUUUCCAAGUCGAUCAAAACUCUGGGAAGGUGAUUUUAUCGGCAAGACUCGACUACGAGAAGAUAAACUACUUUGAAUUUCCAGUGGUGGCCUACAAUCCUACGAAAAGUGGGAUGCAGGCCACAGCAUACAUUUCUGUGUUCGUGGUCGAUUUCAACGACAACAAGCCCCAGAUUACCCUUCUUGGGAGCAGCACUCUUUCUGUCGCAGAAAAUAGUCCAGAUGGGACUGUUAUCGGGAAUUUGUUUGUUUCGGAUGCCGACUCUGACUCAAAUGGGAAAUUCGAAUGCACCGUCAACGACAAUCGAUUUAAACUAGCAACUUCAAGAUCUGGAGGACUCUUGCUUAUAAAACGUGGCACUUUAGACAGAGAAGAGUCGGAUAAAAUCGAAAUGUUAAUAAUUUGUCAAGACAAAGGUGUACCUACUUUAUUCUCUUCUGAAAAGCUUGUGAUUGAAAUAUUGGACUCGAACGACAAUCCGCCAGUAUUUGAACAAGCCUCUUAUACUUGCUACGUAAUCGAAAAUGCAAUUAUUCAAAAUGCAAUUCUCAAUGUAAAGGCGACAGACAUUGAUGCAGGAGUAAAUGGAGAAAUCAAAUAUUUUCUGAAGAAUGGGACUCAAUUCGGUUUUUCGAUUGACCCAGACAGCGGGGAUGUCUAUCUCGGAACAAGUCUCGAUCGGGAGUCACAGUCUUCCUACAGUCUAGAGGUGGUAGCAGUCGACGGAGGAGUGCCGCAGUUGUCUGCCUCCGUCAUUCUACAAGUGUGGGUGGUUGAUCAAAAUGAUUCGCCACCCGAGUUCGAAAGGCGCGAGUACUAUUUCCGCGUCUUGAAAAAUACACCAAUCGGAGAGAAAAUUGGCUCAAUAUUUGCAUUGGAUCCUGAUUUGAAUUCCCAGACCGAAUAUUCGAUUGAUUCUGCUUACUUCCAAGUGGACAAAAACACAGGAACUAUUUAUUUGAACAGGCCUCUCCGCAAGGCCUUCUCACAUGAAGCAACAAUAACCGCGACGGACGUCGACAAACCCAAUUUGAUAGACACUGCCAAGAUCGUAGUAAAUGUGUUCGAAGAGAAUCCUCCCGAAAUACUGUUUCCCAAUUCCCAGCAAAAUCAUUUUCCCCUGAACUGUCGUGCCUCGGUCGGCACCCAAAUAUUUCGAAUUACAAUACGUGACCCUAUUCUGGGCCCACUUACUUAUGAAAUUGACGAACCUGAAUAUUUUUCAGUAAACAAAACAGGUUCAGUCAGGCUGGCAAAAAGUCUGGACUUUGUGGGUGCUGUCGAAUUCUCCAUUAAAGUGACCGACAGUGGAAUUCCUCCGCUAUUCUCUAUAACCAAUGCAACUGUCCAAGUUAUGUGCGAGACGCCAUUUCUCUCCACAAAUUCACUCAACCUGAUGGCGGGGAUCCUCACGAUUAUUGUUUUCGGAAUGGUGAUUCUCGUCCUUGUGUUUUUACGGAAAAAUGCGAUUAACAAAAAACCCAGUGAAAUGACGAGUUUCCUUGCCACUCAAACUCCGCAAUUUCCAGUUACCAAUUUACGACAUGGUUGUUUUAGCCAAAAAAGCAACAGAGCUACGGUUUUCUCAGGAUUGUUAACCAAAAGAAACUUAUCCGUGGGAAUCAUUUGUGGAACACUCGGAAUUGUGUGGGCCUACAACGAUGUUAUUCAAAAUUAUACUAAUUCUGACUAUUUGAACAACACCCCGCUUGCAAAACUCUCCAGUAACAAAUCAAUCGACAAAAGUGGACUUAUCCACGAAAAAACUCAGGAAAUAUCACGUGAGGAGCUCAAUUCAGUGAGUCUGAGUAUAUCCGAGGCCGAGGAUUCAGUGGCCUGCCUCGAUGACCACAACGAAGCCUACAAAAACAUUCUCAUGGAAGAUCCAAAUAUCAAGGAUUUGAGGGCUCGAAUGAGAGGUGAGACAAUUGACUGGCUCAAAUUGACGGGGAUAUGCAGCAGGGCUAUUAGGGGGUUGCACUCUGAUAGAGAGGUGUAUGAAUUGGUCCACUUGGGUUUGAUAUUGCAGGCACUCGAGGAAAUGGUUAAUGCAACGUCGGACGUCCCUUUUGCCGACACUGUUCUGAGGUCGAUUGGGCCAGAACUGCACACUUAUAAAGAGGUGGAGGAAAGGUAG
Messenger RNA from Octopus sinensis (East Asian common octopus), 2931 nucleotides. Its product is annotated as protocadherin-7-like. Gene Ontology annotation, biological process: homophilic cell-cell adhesion. The record is from RefSeq and is a predicted model, not a curated record. The transcript is spliced from 4 exons. Gene Ontology annotation, cellular component: plasma membrane. NCBI's taxonomy places the organism in Eukaryota, Metazoa, Mollusca, Cephalopoda, Octopoda, Octopodidae. The coding region runs from base 10 to 2931 and encodes 973 amino acids. Gene Ontology annotation, molecular function: calcium ion binding.